AUGGUACUGCCUAAUAAGUCAGAUAAAGUAGAACGUGGUAUUGCAGGUCACCAUGUUAAGACCGGCACCUGUGAGGUAGUGGCUUUGCACAGAUGCUGCAAUAAGAACAAAAUCGAGGAGCGCUCCCAGACAGUGAAGUGCUCCUGUUUUCCGGGACAAGUAGCGGGAACAACACGUGCUGCUCCUUCCUGUGUUGAUGCCUCAAUAGUUUUACAGAAAUGGUGGUGUCAGAUGCAGCCGUGCCUGGAAGGAGAGGAAUGUAAAGUCUUGCCAGAUCGCACUGGUUGGAGCUGUGCCUCUGGGAAUAAAGUAAAAACAACCAAGCUGGUGGUUGGAAAUUGGUAG
Molecule: messenger RNA, 345 nt
Organism: Rhincodon typus (whale shark)
Lineage: Eukaryota; Metazoa; Chordata; Chondrichthyes; Orectolobiformes; Rhincodontidae
Product: chemokine-like protein TAFA-2
Exons: 4
Coding region: 1-345 (114 amino acids)
Molecular function (GO): receptor ligand activity
Source: RefSeq, a predicted model, not a curated record